This is a messenger RNA of Beauveria bassiana ARSEF 2860, 1923 nucleotides long. Its product is annotated as acyl-CoA dehydrogenase. Lineage: Eukaryota; Fungi; Ascomycota; Sordariomycetes; Hypocreales; Cordycipitaceae. The transcript has 3 exons. Gene Ontology annotation, molecular function: oxidoreductase activity, acting on the CH-CH group of donors. Bases 1 to 1923 code for a protein of 640 amino acids. The record is from RefSeq and is a predicted model, not a curated record.
AUGGAAGGACACGGACAACCACCCCCGGCCAACGCCGAGGCCGGCUUCAUCUUUACCAUGUCUCAGGCAGAGAACCCUUUUGUCGCGGACCCUUAUUUCCAACGCGUUCUUGCUGCUUACUUGCCCAAAGACAUGCUAGCCGAGGUUACACCCUGCUUUACCCAAUUCGCGCAAGACACCAUCUCGUCGCAGGUCAAGGAAUGGAACCUCAACGCAGAGAGACAGCAGCCCUUUGUGGAAAAGUACAACGUCUGGGGUGCUCGCCACGAUGUCGACAGACUUGUAACCAGCGAAGGCUGGAGAGCUCUACGUAAAUGGGGCGCAGAAGAAGGCACUGUCGCCAUUGGCUAUGAGACUCGAUACGGCAAAUACAAUCGAUUAGUUCAACAUGCAAAAAAUUACCUCUUCUCGCCCGUGUCUGGUCUCACAGGCUGCCCUCUUUCCAUGACUGACGGCACAGCCCAUCUGCUUCGCUCACAGCUUCCCCAACUACCCCCAUCUCAUCCAUUUCACGAGACCUACGAGCGGCUGACGGCGCGCACCGACAGCUGGACCUCUGGUCAAUGGAUGACGGAGCGUCCCGGUGGCAGCGACGUCCAAAACACCGAGACGUGGGCGCGAUAUGCGCCCUUGACGAGCAAGACUGCUGGCGAGCACGGCCGGCUGGACGAGGGCGACUACCUCGUGUCCGGCUUCAAGUUCUUCUCCUCAGCCACCGACGCCGACGUCACCAUGCUCCUGGCCAAGACGGAGAGCGGCAAGCUCAGCGCCUUUCUGGCACCGCUGACCAAGACGGUCGUGGCAGAGGACGGCAGCGCAAGGGUGGUGACGAAUGGCGUGCGCAUCCAUCGUCUCAAGAAGAAGCUGGGCACCAAGCAGCUGCCGACCGCGGAGCUGGAGCUCAAGGACAUGCGCGCGCACCUGGUCGGCUCUGUGGACCGCGGCGUCGCCACCAUUUCGCAUCUGCUGAAUGUGACGCGCUCGUGGGCCUUUAUGUCCUCGGUGGCGGCGAUGCGCCGCGGUCUCGCCAUUUCCAAGCAAUUCGCCGUCAACCGGACCGUGUUUGGCUACCCGCUCUGGGCUUUACCCUUGCAUCUGCGCACUCUGGCCGACAUUGAAGUGCGUAUCCGCGGCUUCAUGCAGCUGAGCUUCUUCACCAUCUCCCUGAUGAGCUUUACGGAGAAUGGCUUUCCGGAAUCCAGCAGCAGCAGCAGCAGCAAAGGUCCGCUGCUGCCUAGCUCUGGCGAAGAGGCCAUGGUGGUUUUGCGAGCUUUGACGGCUGCGGCGAAAGCGGUGACGAGCAAGAAUGCAGUCAUCACUAUGCAGGAGUGCAUGGAGGCACUGGGCGGCGUCGGCUAUAUGGAUGAUCCCGAUGAGCCGGAGAAUGUGGCGCGCGCUCUCCGCGACAUUGCUGUCAAUGCCAUCUGGGAGGGUACAACUAAUGUCCUCAGCAGCGAGUUUGUGCGCCACGUACUCAACCGAAACCACUUGGAGCACAUGAAUGCCUGGCUGUCCAAGGCUAUCGCGGGCGUCGAGAAUCAGGAAUAUCGUGACGCGUUAGAAGCCUCAUGGCACAACUUGCACAGUCGCCUGCACAAGAACAAAGACUACAUCUUUGACGUCUUGUCUGUGGGCCGAAGCGUCAUGUUUAGUUUCUCAUGGAUUGUCGUCGGACUUCUCCUCGCGUGGGAUGUGCAGCGAGAUAAUGAUGGCCAUGCGGAUGAGGUGGCUCGUCGGUCGAUUCUCAACGGCGAGGGUGGCUUCCGAGAAUGGCUACUCCCUGAUGUAGGCGUACCGGCGGCCGGAGCCAGGUUCGACGAGAGCAAAGAGCGCGCCAAAUGGGAUUGUCGCCUGGUCUGGGACAAGGAGCUCCCCGACUUUGCACCAUUCGGUCAGAGAAUCCCUCUCGGAUCCAAGAUGUAA